Messenger RNA from Babesia bigemina, 4758 nucleotides. RefSeq lists its product as hypothetical. The coding region runs from base 1 to 4758 and encodes 1585 amino acids. Lineage: Eukaryota; Apicomplexa; Aconoidasida; Piroplasmida; Babesiidae. The transcript has a single exon. The record is from RefSeq and is a predicted model, not a curated record.
AUGGGAUUUUUGUAUCAGGUGCUUAAGAAUGUCAGCGAGAAACAGCCUUACAGUGUGGGUAAAACAACGUUAAUUAGUGCGACUAAAGAGAUUAGAAAAGAAAUUUGGAAUGGUCAUGAAGCUUUUAAAAGGUGUAUCCAAAAGGUCACCGGUAAAGUGUCGGCAUACAAUAUGAGUGUUAUGAAUUGCAAUGAUAGUUUGAAAAAUCUAAUCGAGAAGUUGAUAGAUUACUCAAAAACCGACGGAUCGUUGAUGAAAGGCGUUAAAAGCAUUGAUGCUGAUAAAGUGACUGGGACGUCUGGGAACGACGCACAGGUGUACCAGACUGAAAAGUUGCUGCUAAAUUGCAUUACAUACAUAAAAAAAUUCAACAGCGAUAUAGAUACAAACAAGCCACAAAACAAAAAAAUUAGAGAGGCACUCAACGAUCUUAAUUACAAGCUGCGUGACAAAAUAGACACUGCUCGUAAUGUUAUAAAAUAUGAGACUGAGCGUUUGACCAAGUUGUCGGCAAAGGAGUCUGACGAUUUGGGAACAAUGAAAGAAUUAAUAUCGACAAAACUUGAAAACGUCAAAAGCUGCGUGAAUGAUAAUAUAGAUAAAGAUGUAAAAUUGUUGGCGGACAGAUUAAAGGAGGCGGUUAAAAUAAUUUUGGUUUUGCUUGAAAAAAUUGAUACGAAUUUGACUAAGUAUGUUGGCGAAUUGGAAGCAUGUAUCAAUAGUGCGGACAGUAUGAUUAACAGUGCAAUGGAAGGGAUGCAGAAGAUGGAAAGAAAAGAGAUUGGCAGAUCGGCAACUAACGAAAUUUACACGUCGACUGACGUAUUAACGGCGUGGAAAGAUAGGCUUGACGCUUAUUGGAGAGACCUUUUAGCCUUGACUGGUCAGGUUGAUCAGACUAUUACGGAGCUCGGAGAACAAUUUGAAAAUCAGAAAGACAUUAAUAACAUUUUCGAUAAGAUAAAAAAUGAGAUGGUGAGUAUAAAAGGACAGGGAAGCACGAGAGCUACGAAAGGCCUGCAGGGUGUUUUGAAUGUAUUAAACACAUACAGUUAUCAGUAUGGCGCUGGAUUUGAAAAGACGGUGGAAGGGUGGCUAAACGACAUCGUGGGUGAGGAAAAGGGUAGAAAAGGAUGGUUACAAACUUAUGUGAAUGGGUAUAUCGCCAAUUACUUAGGCGGUGAAAACACUGGGAAGUUUACCGACAAAGGCAGUCAGGAAAAUAUAAACAAGGUUAUUAAAGAUAAGAUUAUGGAUCAACUCAAGACCUCCGGCGCCAAUAUUAUCGAUAUCACCGGUAAAAAGGUUCAACAAGAAAUUAAUGAUAAUGUCGAAAAUAAACCCAAAUCAACUGAUAACGUUGAAAAAUAUGUCGAAGCCAUCAAACUCGGUUGUAACAAUUUCGCAGAACAACUAGAGAGUAAGAUACAUGAAAAUGUGGGAUCCAUUGUCGGAGCAGUCAACAGUGCGGUAAACAAUGGCGUCGCCAUUACUAAAACUACUAAUCUUUCUGAGGCCAUCUAUGCCACCCUCUCAUUUCUCUCAUGUAAAUCUAGGCAGGUUGCUAACGAACUUCAUUCAUUUGCACUGGGGAACAGUAUUCGUGGCCGCCAAAGCAUCGCCCAAACCUUAGACACAGCGCUGUCAGAUGCUAAAAAGCUACAUCGUCAACUUGAAACAGCUACCGGGAAAUCUAACACAACUGAGAACUUUGCUGGUAAACUCGAUGAAACAAUCGAAGCUGUUAGAAACAGAGUUGAGGAUAUAACGGUUCAUGAGAUUAAAGCGGGCAUCAGUAGUAUGUCUUCCAAAAUAAAAAAAAGUCUCGAUGCAAUCACCGAGGAGUUCGCCCGUUCUGCUGCAGAUGUUAACAAAUUAUUGCAGACUCUUAAAAGUAAAACGAUCGGUAAGUCGACUGAUAUGAAAGUGGUUAAAGGCAGUCUACAAGAAAUCAAGGACAAUCUUCACAACCUCCGCACUGGUGACUUGGGACGUGCCAUUAAGAAAGCCAAGGAGUUCGUUAACGGAGCCGAUGAUGUACGCAAUAAAACAAUAGACGGACUUAAGGCACACGUUGGCACGAACGUGACAGAAGCCAAGGAACAUCUCACCAAAAAGGCCCGUAUAGAUUACGUUUCGUCCAUUAAAAUGCUGCUCACACAAUUUGCGGAAAAGAUUCACAGCGAACUAGAUACGCUGCCAACCCAUAUCGAUGAAGACCUGCAAAAAGGCUAUAAAGGUUUUAUGGGAAAAUUGCAUGAAACAUUGACUACCAACAUCGUUCCUAAGAAAGAUGACUUAAAACUCGACACUCUGUCUGAGGCUUUCCAGAAUUUCUGCUCACCACUCCACGCCUACCUCAAAGAUGAGAUCGGCAGAGAGAACGACGCCAACCAUGCCAAGAAACACCCUUCGUCUCAGAGGCCAACAAACAACUACGCCGACGCCGUUACUUGCGUACAAAAUGAACUCGAGAAAUUAAUCCACCAAAUCAGAGCCGGCAACAGGUACGAUCAUCAUGUGCCCAGACUGCUGAACGGACUGACCGAUGCGAUCGAUGGCCUCCACCCUGAGUCAUUUUCUGAGCCGAACACUCCGCUGCUGGAAACCAUUGCCCACGGCCUCCGGGGUCUGGUGGGUGAACUUGGAAAGGCGUACAUUAAUAGAUAUGAUGGAGGCUCGGAGGGUAUGAUAUUAGUCGAUGCAAGAACUACGAAAGUUACGGAUGAUGGCAACAAGUGCGCUAAAGUGUGCCUGUCGCUGCUCUCCAUCCUGUAUUCCGAGUUCAAGACUAUACUUAAGUACUGCGUUGCAAGGUGUAAAAGCGAUCAAAUAAACAUAAACACAGAGCUCGGAAAAUAUUUCGCCACUCAAGGCUACAAGGUUACCGAGGACGGGAAGAAGCACUGGGAGCUGCAGGACAGUAAAGGCAUGACAGGACUAUUCAUCUGCAAACGUAUGUUCGGAAGUGAUGAACACCACUUGUAUUACAUUGAUAAAUCCAAGCAAAACGCACUGGAUACACUGCACGACUGUCUCCAGAUAUAUUACCAAGUCUGCCACGUCGCCACCUUCUCUGCGAAGAAACGUCCAUGUAACAUCUUCGAGAUGCUUUGCUGGAUGUCCGGGCUACCGUGCAAUAACGUGUUUGACGAAAUGUUACAUGAGACUGUCAGUGAACUGUUCGUCGAUCCCACUAAACAGCCCGAAGACGCCGAUGGCAUCCCCGUCACAUAUAUCAGCGACAAACCCCUGGCAGCGUAUCCACAAAACAUAGCGAUGGAUGAUACUCAGCGAGCAGUGAAACGCCUAUGUUCAAGAUCUCAUGAUAUUCUCACAACAAUAGCUGGAACCGGGGAUGCGUACUCCAUGUACGCCGUCGACUACUCCACCAAUUCGCUGAACUUUCACUACCCAUCCAAGGGCGAAGAUUGCCUCCAGAUGCUAUUGGACAUUCUUCGCAGACUACUACCCUCACUUAAAUUUUUGAAUACUCAAUGCGGCCUAAGCGCUGCAUACCACGGCUGGUCCGGCUGUCAGUACGGCAGAGGAGUCAAACACUCCAAUUGGCAAUGCGGUGAACAUCCCGCCGACGAGUCAACCGAUUGCCUACCUAGAUCACCGUUGAUGUCGUAUCUUCGCGACUGCCUACCCGGGUGCCUGCCUCACCAGUUGGUUUCAGCGGGGUGUAAGUCCGAGUGUAAAACGUGUCCCAAAAGUCUACCCGGUGCGCCAUGUAUAACACCACUUGGGUUCAGAGGUUUCUCCGGAAGCACUAAGACAGGUAAGGACAUCUCUAACGUGCUGACCAAAUUCUUCGACAAUUCUAAUAUUAACACGCUGUUCGGUCUGCUGCCCAAGCCGCCGUCUACAUUGCCCGAACACUUCCAAUUUGCGUUGACGUUAAGUAGUAUGUUAGAUUAUGCUAACGGCGCUGGUGAUGUCAGCUUAGCUUUUGUAACAAAAACGAAAGCGCUGUCCAUCGAGCUAUACAAGGAGACAAGCAAACUCACAGGUGCGCUGCAGAAUGCAUAUCGCAACCAAACGGGUCACAACAGCUCGGGCCAUUCCAAAUCUACGGAAGCUGACUUGUGGAGCCUGUCAAGAGAAUCAUGCAAUCUACCUCAUGACAGGGAUAUUCACUGCGCUCCCUACCUCUGCUCCACAGCUUCCGAUGCGUACAAGUACCUCGCCAAAAAGCACGCCGAUCUCUACCUGUCAUGGGCUGUAUAUCUGCCGUGGACAUUCUACAGUUACCUUAAAUCGUUGCUCGAUGCGUUCCAGCAGAUUGAUUGUGGAGGCUCCGGUUGUACGAAAUGUUCGUGCAAGCCGGGUAAGCAUGGUGUCGAAUACAGCUGCAAGUGCAAAGCAUUGAUAAGCUGUCGUGGAGUGAUGACUACGUUCUACCAAUACGGGUUCACUUUUGGCAACGCAAAAACGCUGUAUGGAACUAACAGAAAAUUCUGCCUCAGUUUCCAUACACAACUGAGUAAUCUGCUGAAAUCGCAACACUUCGCCAAAUUAUUUGAGGAAUGUGACAACUUCAUUUGGACCAUCAGAGAACCGUUCACCUACCUAGUGCUGGCGCUCUGGCUCCUCUCCCUCUUCUACCUCAUUUGCGUCAUGGUUGGCAGACUGGAUGUGCUCCACAUACGCUCACACCUGAGGAUACCGUCAUCGCACAAGAUAACGGCGCAAUCUCUGUUGGCUGCAGCGCAAGUCGGAAAGCUUGCCAAGAUAUCGUACCUGCAGCCGUGA